Messenger RNA from Cricetulus griseus (Chinese hamster), 1410 nucleotides. Lineage: Eukaryota; Metazoa; Chordata; Mammalia; Rodentia; Cricetidae. The record is from RefSeq and is a predicted model, not a curated record.
GCCCCUGCCCCUCCCUCCAGGGGCUCUCACAGCCAACAUGGCGGCUCCCUGUGUGUCCUGCGGCCGGGCGCUUUCGCGUCGGCUCUCCCACGCGGUUAGGGUUAGCCUCUGCCAGAGGCCGGGGUACUGGCCCACCUCGGCGGUUGACUGGCAGGCGGGUCCCAGGUCCCAGCUAUUAAAGCUAAUACAUACCACAGUUGUAACAAAAAAGAAAAAUGUCCAAGCCUCAAGACAGGAAUCAUAUACAGAAGAUUUUAUUAAAAAGCAGAUCGAAGACUUCAACAUAGGGAAGAGGCACUUAGCCAACAUGAUGGGAGAGGACCCGGAAACUUUUACCGAAGAGGAUGUUGACAGAGCUAUUGCUUACCUCUUUCCAAGUGGUUUGUUUGAGAAGCAAGCCAGGCCAAUAAUGAAGCAUCCUGAACAAAUUUUUCCAAAACAAAGAGCAAUCCAGUGGGGAGAAGAUGGCCGCCCAUUUCAUUUUCUCUUCUAUACUGGCAAACAGUCAUACUAUGCAUUAAUGCACGAAGUGUAUGGAAAGGUCCUCCAGCUAGAAACCCACAGAGGUCCACUUUCAGGGAAAACUGAGCCCAGAGACCUGAUUGGCAGCAGAUGGCUGAUUAAGGAGGAACUAGAAGAAAUGUUAGUGGAAAAACUGUCAGAUCAAGAUUAUGUACAGUUCAUUCGACUGCUGGAAAAGUUAUUGACAUUGCCCUAUGGUCCUGCUGAAGAAGAAUUUGUGAAGAGGUUCCGCAAAAGUGUAACUAUUCAGUCCAAAAAGCAGGUGAUUGAGCCCGUGCAGUAUGACGAGCAAGGCCAGGCAUUCAGCACCAGCGAAGGCAGGAGGAAGAGCGCCACAGCACAGGCGGUUGUUUACAAGCACGGAAGUGGGAAGAUCCGGGUGAACGGACUUGAUUACCUGCUUUACUUUCCCGUCACACAGGACAGAGAACAGCUCAUGUUCCCUUUCCACUUCCUGGACCGGCUGGAGAAACACGAUGUAACCUGCACAGUCUCCGGGGGUGGGAGAUCAGCGCAGGCAGGAGCCAUACGCUUGGCGAUGGCCAGAGCUUUGUGCAGCUUCAUCACCGAGGACGAGGUUGAAUGGAUGAGACAAGCUGGACUACUUACUCCUGAUCCACGGAUCAGGGAACGGAAGAAGCCAGGCCAGGAGGGUGCCCGAAGAAAGUUCACCUGGAAGAAGCGCUAAGUCAGGCUUUCACAGGAGAGCCGGGAACACCUGUGUCUGUGUGCCUAGCUCGGGAGAGAGCAUGUUCCUGUACACUGACUAAGGGUGGGCAGCACAUUUAGACAUUGUUUUGACUGUGACUUACUUAUUUUUAAGUUACACCAUGACUUAUUUUUAAGUACUAUUUUGUUGUGAUUACCAUUAAAAAUACUGAAAAAUAA